Messenger RNA from Labeo rohita (rohu), 1789 nucleotides. RefSeq lists its product as uncharacterized. NCBI's taxonomy places the organism in Eukaryota, Metazoa, Chordata, Actinopteri, Cypriniformes, Cyprinidae. The record is from RefSeq and is a predicted model, not a curated record. The transcript has 9 exons. Gene Ontology annotation, molecular function: transmembrane signaling receptor activity. Gene Ontology annotation, biological process: cell surface receptor signaling pathway. Bases 57 to 1511 code for a protein of 484 amino acids.
GUCUUGAGUCUUUAACACAGUCUGUGUCUUUAACCGUCUGUCAUCAAUCAGUCAGUAUGAAGCUCAGGCAACUUCCUCUUGUGCUCCUGCUGAUUUCAAACAUCUACUCUCAACAUACUGGAGGUGAAACAAAAGCCAAAGUGACCAUUAAACCUGCUCAACAUGUAUUCAAAGGAGAGACAGUCACUCUCAGAUGUGACAUAUAUGAUGAAGGAGUCACUAGAUGGCAGUACAGCUGUGAUCAUCUCUUCACACUCACACAUAAGUUUAACAUGUUAUUAAUGAGUGAUUUCUCAACUUCAGUUCCCAGAGCAGUUUUAAGUGUUUCUCCACAGAUGUGGUUGACUGAAGGAGAUUCAGUGACUCUGAUCUGUGAGGUUAAAGGCUCCUCUAUAGACUGGACAUUCAGCUGGUUCACUGAGACUGUCUCAUCAAACAGCAGCAGAGGAGCUGGAGGAAACUACACUGUCAGUUCUGCUGCUCUAAAUCACACAGGAGUUUAUGUGUGCAGAGCAGAGAGAGGAAAACCAGCCUAUAACACAACCAUCAGCAACACACAGUUAAUAUGGGUCACUGGUGUUUCUCCUCCAGUGUCUCUGAUCAUCAGUCCCAACAGAACUCAACACUUCACAUAUGACUCUCUCUCUCUGAGCUGUGAGGACCAGAGUGACUCUACUGGAUGGAGAGUGAGAAGAAACACAGACAAAUGGGGGCUGGAAGAUUGUUCAUCAUCAGAGUCGGGAUCACAAACAGGAUCUACAUGUAAAAUCAGCCCAACCGCCUCAUAUGACACUGGAGUGUACUGGUGUGAGUCUGAAUCUGGAGAGAAAAAUCAUCCUGUUAAUAUCACUGUACACUCUGAUGUGAUUCUGGAGAGUCCUGUUCAUCCUGUGACUGAAGGAGAUACUCUGACUCUACACUGUUUAUAUCAACAUACAACACCACCAAACCUCAGAGCUGAUUUCUAUAAAGAUGAAUCACUCAUCCAGAGUCAAACUACAGAGAUGAUCAUCUCUACUGUCUCAAAGUCACAUGAGGGUUUCUACUACUGCAAACACCCAGAGAGAGGAGAGUCACCCAAGAGCUGGAUCUCAGUCACAGCUUCCUCCAGAAGAUCAGGAUCUGAUGGUCUCAAUCCUGUGAUAGUUGGAGUGUCUGCUGGACUGACUGUCACAUUUUUGAUCGUUGUCUUCUUGGUCCUGCUGUGGUGCUACAGAAACAACAAAGGUUCAUCUUCUGCCAUAUUAAAAUUCAAUGAUGCAGACUAUUUUCCUAAACCUGUGAUGUGUCACAUUGUAAGUGGAGCUACUGAACUCACCAAUGCUGAGAUUGAACUUAAAUCCACAGAAAAACAGAAGAAGAAAAAAGAAAAUAAAGGGAAAACCAGUGAAAGUUCAGACACUGUUUACUAUAAACUGACCCUGGUGACCCAUCAAGGUGAGUGUCAAAAUAAAAACAUCAAUCACAAUUCACAAGGAGCUGCUGAAAACUGCAUCUACAAACAUCGUUGAGCAUCUAAAAAUAAAAUGAAAAAUGCAAAAAUUGAAAUGUGCAGUUUUUAAUUCAUUUACACAUUUUUCAGCUGCCGGAUCUAGUUAUGUGACGUUUGCUCAGAUUGAAUCUCCAAUGGCUGAAGUAGAUACUUUCAAUCACAGGACGCUGACAAGUUUAGGUUGAGAAGGGCUGGAGAAUGACCAGGAUUGUCAAUUAUUUAUCAUCUUUGUGAUGCUGAACGCUUGGCAAAAGAUUUUUCAAUAUUUAAUGUCCAUGAUUAUCUUUUUAGCUCUGU